CCCCUACUAUGUUCCUAUCCUUUCUCGCGGCUUUCACAUCCAGGAGCUAGCGGCCCUCCUCUCUCAAACUUAUUAUAAGGAUAUCUUCUUUCAAGAAGAGAGAGGGGGCUUGAAGAACUGGUCUCACCUUGGCCCGUUUCUAGUUUAUGUUUUCCGCCUUGAGCGAAUACUUGAUCUUUAGCCAAAUCCACUGACGUCUGAGACCUCCUCAAUCGCUCUGUGGCGCCCAAGAGAGAAAGAAAACUUCCGAGGAAGAACUCAUGGCGGAAUUUUCAAAACCAGAUUUUGGAGAAGUGAAAUUGAGUGCUCCAGCGAUGAGUUUCGCCCAUCAAGAAGAAGAUGGAAGCAAGACGGAGGCGUCCGAUGGCUUCGUCGCCAUCGAUAUCGGAGUCCUCUCGGCUCUCUCCGCCAAAAACGAUAAGGACUCCACUUCCAGCCCACGAGACUCCAUGGUGAAAAAUCUUUCGCGAAAAGGAUCUCAGCGAAGCGGUGGACGCUUGGAGCGGAAGGCGGCGGAGGUAGAGACCGCCAACUCCUCUCCUGGUGGGCCCGGUGGGGCUGAGAAAACGCCAGCUUGGGUGCACGUGGCAGGUGAGAGGGAGUCGUCCGGAUUGAUUCAGGCGACGACCCCAACAGCGUCUGGAGGGAGGUGCAGGAGACCCUCGAGAAAGCAAGCCCCGUGGCUUGACCCGAGGAGGGUUCUGGUCUUCUUCGCCACCUUGUCCAGCAUGGGAACGCUGAUACUGCUGUACUUCACAAUCUCCAUGGGCAAGAUGGCCGGCAGUGACGACAACUCCCAAUGAUGUGGAUCCCCACCGCUCCACACUGUGUUCCACCUACUGCUCAACAAUAAUAUUUUCUUUUCAGCAUGCUUGGAAUUUUGCCAUCCCACUCCACAGAUACGAUGGAGUUCAAAAGGAGAUGUGGAAUAUGAAAUGAAACCAAGAGGAGCUGACAAAGUAGAAGACUGACGGGAAAAAAUAAUAAGUACAGUUUGGUGGGAGUAGUAGAAAGAGGGAGUAUGAGAAAGAGAUAGGUAGGAGGAAAGGAGAUGCAGAGAUGGAAAUGUGUUACAGUAUGUUAUUUACAGUGCAUUCCUUUUUUUUUUUGUCUGUCCCGACCGAGGUGCAUGGAUCACCAGUUUCUUCUAUUCUUCUGUUUAUGUAUAGUAGAUUGGCUUGAUGCAACUCUUCCACUUGUUCUUUCCCUUUGUUUUAAAUAAUCUUUGGAGA
Messenger RNA from Elaeis guineensis (African oil palm), 1232 nucleotides. RefSeq lists its product as uncharacterized. Lineage: Eukaryota; Viridiplantae; Streptophyta; Magnoliopsida; Arecales; Arecaceae. The record is from RefSeq and is a predicted model, not a curated record.